This is a messenger RNA of Drosophila rhopaloa, 786 nucleotides long. Its product is annotated as thioredoxin-2. NCBI's taxonomy places the organism in Eukaryota, Metazoa, Arthropoda, Insecta, Diptera, Drosophilidae. The coding region runs from base 154 to 576 and encodes 140 amino acids. The transcript has a single exon. The record is from RefSeq and is a predicted model, not a curated record.
AUCCAUUAGCAAGAUAUAUUCGCAACUAGCUAAGAACCUAUUGUCACUUACUCUUAAAAAGUAACACAAGAAAACUAAAGAAAAAUCUAAAUUGUUUGUUGGAAAAUUUGUUGAAUAAAAUUUGGAGUUAAGUUGCUAACUCGUAGGAGACCGAUGGCUGCCGUGCACAAGAAGGUGAUCGUUGUGGAUUCGAAGAGCGCCUACGACAAACUAGUCAAUGAUGCGGGGCCCAACAAACAUAUUCUCGUCGAGUUCUAUGCCACGUGGUGUGGUCCCUGCGCGAUGAUUGGGCCCCGUUUGGAGCAACUGGCAACGGAGUACUCCGGACGCAUGAUAAUCCUCAAGAUAGACGUGGAUCAAAACGAGGAUCUGGCCAUCCAGUACGAGAUCAGUAGCAUGCCCACGUUCCUGAUCAUCAAGAACCGAGUGACCCUCAUCCAGUUCGUGGGCAGCAAUGUCGAUAGAGUCCUCACCACGGUGGAAAAAUAUGUGGGCAAGGCGGAUGAAUCGGCAGUUAAGACAGGAACCAAACCGAACGAAGGAACUGGAACUCAAGCUCCCGUGUCGAAAACGUAAAGAUUCUGGCGGUUUUUAUCUCGUCAUCUUUAUGCAGUAAUAAUUGAAAUUAAAGUGUGUUGAAAUCUUUACGUGUGAGUUGUAUCCAAAGCAUUUAGAAGACGAACUUUCAUAUUGGUAAUUCGUAUUACAAAUUCAUUUUACGUGUUCUAAAACUAUUUAUGACUAUAAAAGAGUCAUUGUGUUAAUAAAGUUUAGAUAGACUGAAAA